CUCACCGUGCUCGAGCUGCUGCCGCUCGUUGGGUGUUCGCGCGGUUGCUGCUGCCGGGGGCGGGCGGGCGGGCAUCAACGGUCGGGCGCGCAGGACACCGGCAGCACGAGAGCCCGGGGACCGACCCACCCUCCCAACGACCGGCGGGAACGGACGCGGGGGAGCCGGCGCGAGACAUCCAGCCCGACCGGCGAUCGGGCCCGGCGACACCGGCGUGAGAGGCCGGGACCGAACCAGAACCAGGCCGGCGAGCGGGCCCGAGACCCCGGACUCCACCGACCGGCGAACGGGCCCGAACACACUCGGCGUCCCAGCCAUGGACAUCAUCAAAAGCGGCUGGUUCACCGAGACCUCCACACUAUGGCCGGGCCAAGCCAUGUCCCUGGAGGUGGAAGAGGUCCUCUACCAUCAGAAAUCUCCCUUCCAGGACGUGGUGGUCUUCAAAAGCAAAACCUAUGGUAAUGUCUUGGUGCUGGAUGGUGUGAUACAGUGCACUGAAAGGGAUGAGUUUGCAUACCAAGAAAUGAUCGUAAAUUUGACACUCUGCAGCCAUCCUAAUCCGAAAAAGGUCCUCAUAAUUGGUGGUGGUGAUGGUGGAGUAUUGCGCGAAGUUGUGAAACAUUCCACUGUAGAGUCUGUAGCACAGUGUGAAAUCGACGAGGAUGUAAUCAAAGUUUCCAAAAAGUACCUUCCUGGUAUGGCGGUGGGUUUCUCAAGCCCAAAGUUAAAACUCCACGUUGGGGAUGGCUUUGAGUUCAUGAAGGAGAACCAGGAUGCAUUUGAUGUAAUUAUUACUGAUUCCUCAGAUCCAGUAGGUCCUGCUGAGAAUCUAUUUCAGGAAUCUUACUAUCAACUGAUGAAGUAUGCGUUGCGUGAAGGUGGAAUCCUCGGUGCUCAAGGUGAAUGUCAGUGGCUGCACCUUGAGCUUAUAAAGGAGAUGCAGAGGUUCUGUAAGUCCUUGUUUCCAGUGGUUGAAUAUGCAUACAGCACAAUACCAACGUAUCCCAGUGGGCAGAUCGGCUUCAUGCUGUGCAGUAAAAAUCCUGAAACAAAUUUUCGUGAGCCUGUGCGGCAGCUGUCAGCUGGAGAAGUGAAUAGGAUGCAACUAAAAUACUACAAUGCAGAAAUGCAUCGGGCUGCAUUUGUUCUUCCAGAGUUUGCUAGAAAGGCUCUUAAUGGGGAAUAAAAGUAAUUCCAAUGCUUGCUGUUCACUACCAUCAGUACUGGAAUGUGUUGAAAAAUACUAUAGUCGAUUUAUAGUGGAGCUGUAACCUACCAUCCAGCUUAUUAACCCUCUCCUGUCUUCAGGGAGGAAACCUGUAAUUGGACUGCUCAGGAGACUAGAAAAUAAUGAUGCUAAAUAGAAGAUUGAAUUUCAGUAGCUUUUUAAAGACCACCUGCCUUGUGAUUUCUACCAAAACAUUUGGGUGGUUUCUUGUGGAGUUGGUCAAGUAUACUGUGGACUUCCUGAACCUUGUGUAGUCAGCUGAUUAAUCAGUAAGCUGGAUUUGUAGAUGCUUCACAUGACGGUGGAUUGCUGAAACCUUAAUCAGUGAUGGUUCUAGACUGGAAAAGAUUAAAAAAUUUUAACAAAAAACUAAAUAAAAAUGCAAUCAUCUAAUGU
This is a messenger RNA of Leucoraja erinaceus (little skate), 1624 nucleotides long. It is a transcript of the gene srm, whose product is annotated as spermidine synthase. Bases 317 to 1186 code for a protein of 289 amino acids. Gene Ontology annotation, biological process: spermidine biosynthetic process. Gene Ontology annotation, molecular function: spermidine synthase activity. Lineage: Eukaryota; Metazoa; Chordata; Chondrichthyes; Rajiformes; Rajidae. The transcript is spliced from 8 exons. Gene Ontology annotation, cellular component: cytosol. The record is from RefSeq and is a predicted model, not a curated record.